Beta vulgaris subsp. vulgaris (sugar beet) is the source of this 3653-nucleotide messenger RNA. RefSeq names its product protein NETWORKED 2D. The transcript is spliced from 2 exons. The record is from RefSeq and is a predicted model, not a curated record. Lineage: Eukaryota; Viridiplantae; Streptophyta; Magnoliopsida; Caryophyllales; Amaranthaceae. Bases 484 to 3543 code for a protein of 1019 amino acids. Gene Ontology annotation, molecular function: actin binding.
AUUGAUUGCAACAAUUCCUUCUUUUUUAUGCCUUUCCUUAUUCAUUUUUUAUUUUUUUCCCUUUGUUUAUGAUUGUUUAAAGAGAAAGCAAAAGAAAGUGUUACUAUAUUUGACAAACUAUUGUAACCGAAGUUUUCUCCAUGCCACAACCCCACAUUAGAGGGAGUCUAGUCUUUUGCACAUUCCCCUUGAUUUUAUUCUUCUUCAAUUUAUAUUUUCUCUCUCCUAUUUUUUACAUAAUCAGAGUACAUUCUGUAUUUUUAGAAUUUUUUUUUUUUGGUUCAUUACAUUCCACGUUCUGCUCAUAUUCAGACAAGAAAAAAUGGGAUGAAGGAAGAAAGUCAAUUUGGAAAUUUUACAAAGAAAGAAGAUAUUUUUCUUAUAUGUUUUUCUGCUAUAUUUUCUUGUUGAUUGAAGAAUAUCAGAAACAAAUUUUCUAGAAAUCAUUGUAAAAAUAGUGAAAAAUUCGACCGAAACUCGAAUAUGUUGCAGAGGGCAGCAAGCAAUGCAUAUUCAUGGUGGUAUGCAAGCCAUGUCAGGACUAAACAAUCCAAAUGGCUUGAACAAAGCCUUCAAGAUAUGGGAGAUAAGGUCGAAGCUGUGCUUAAACUCAUUGAAGAAGAUGGAGACUCUUUUGCUAGAAGAGCCGAAAUGUACUACAAGAAACGACCAGAGUUGAUAAACUUUGUGGAGGAAUCCUACCGAGCUUACAGAUCUUUAGCAGAAAGAUAUGACCACAUCUCUAAAGAGCUACAGAAUGCAAAUACCACACUCGCAUCUGCAUUUCCAGACCAGUACCAGUUCCCAAUGGAUGAUGAUGAUGAUUAUUCCCCAAGAAUGCCCAGAAAAUUUCAAGAUCGAGCAUCCAAUCCGAACAUCCCACAAGCUCCAGCAAAGUUCCCUACCAAGAAUAUUAAGGCUAUCAUUGCAUUAACAGCGAACGCCCAAAGAAGCUCUCCUCCUGGUAGGAAUGCACCUAAAUCAGGAGCUCAUGCUAACAGAUUUCCGAAAUCUGGUCUGACAAUCACUGAGGCCACUAAUGAGAUUGACAAGCUUCAGAAGCAAAUUCUAACUCUACAAACAGAGAAGGAAUUUGCAAAGAGUUCUUAUGAGAGCGGGUAUGCUAAGUACUGGGACAUUGAUGAGCAGAUUUCUGGAACACAAGAAAAAAUCUCGAAGUUACAAGAUGAAUUUGGGAUAGCCCAAGUAAUUGAGGAUGAUGAAGCUCGGACUUUAAUGGCUGAAGCUGCUAUUAAAUCAUGCAAUGACACCUUGGUUGAGCUUCAGGAGAAGCAGGAAAGAGCUGAAGCGGAUGCAAAAGCAGACCACCAGAGGAUAAAAGAUGCUCGUGAUAAGUUGAACUCUCUCAAGGGUGAGUACCUGGGGAAUCAAACUGACGUCUCUCAAACUGGAGAUCGUACCUUAAAGGCAGAGGACUCAACUAGCUGCAAUGAUGAACCAGUAGGUGUUUUGAAAGAAUCAAAGGGCAUUGAAAUACUUCGAGAGAAGAUUAAGGAACACUUUGAUGUAGGUGAAAGUACAUCACUCUCUGUGUUAGAAAUGGCUGAAAAGAUUGAUGAGCUUGUAAAUAAAGUGAUCAACCUAGAAUCUUCAAUGUCUUCUCAGACUGCCCUAGUACAUAGAUUAAGGUCAGAGACUGACGAGCUCCAAUCACAAAUUAAGAGUCUUGAAGAUGACAAGGCAAACCUGAUUGAGGGGAAAACCACUUUAACUGACAAGCUGGGUGAGAUGGAAAAUAAGCUAAGAGGACUUCAGGAUUUAAACGACAGCUUGGAGAACCAAGAUAGCAACCUCAAAAGUCAUCUUACUGAAGCGCGCUCCGAUCCUGAUAUCAAGAAUUCAACUAGGUCCCAAGAAAGUAAAGGGUCCACAGAAAAUGUGGAUGUGGAGAAAGAGGUGGCACAGGAUAUGCAGGUAAGUGAUACGAGUACCUCGAGUCUUACUCAAGAUGGUGCGAAGGCCGAGAAAACUGCUCCACUUGACUCAAAGAAUGAAUCUUCAAUUCCUUGCAAGACAGAUGAUUAUCAACCACAAGAAUCUAAGACAACUAACAAUGAAAGUGAUCAACCACAAGAGACUUCAAAGAAGAAAGAAGAUGAAGCAUUUCACCUUCAAGCAACUCUAAAAAAGCAGCCUGCAACUCAGCCAAGCACUCCCCAAGAAGUUAUAACUAUGCCAAAAGAUGAGCCUAAUGCACCUUUAUCAGUGCGACCACCAGGCGAGCAACCACAAGAAACUUUAAAGAAGAAAGAAAAUGAAGCAUUUCACCUUCAAGCAACUCCAAAAGAGCAGCCUGCAACUCAGCCAACAGAUCAGCCGAGCACUCCUCAAGAAGUUAAACCAAGAGAAUUGGUAACUAUGCCUAAAGAUGACACAAAUGCACCUUUAUCAGUGCAACCACCAGGACAGAGAAGGAAUGGAGAAGAUGAGCCAGAUUGGCAGCAGUUGUUCACGGAUGGUUUGGAGGGAAAGGAAAAAGUUCUUUUAGCUGAGUAUACGGCAACUCUUAGAAGCUACAAGGAAACCAAAAAGAAGCUUUGUGAAGUAGAGAAAAAAAAUGAAGAAAAUUUCUCAGAUAUUGAAAACAAGCUUAAAGAAUUGAAAGGUUCUCUUGUCGCGAAGGAUGAAGAGAUCCACUUCUUACGUCAGAAGUUGAGUGUUCUGCAAAAAAGGCUGGACGAGAAUAAGAAUGCAAAAGAGAAAGAAGUCGAGCCUGCUGUAAGAAAUGAAGAGUCAUCACCUUACCCUGAAGAUGAUGAUGAACUACAAGUUAUACUUCCUGGUGAAGAUAAAGAGAUUUCACCAGUUGAGCAGAAACUACGGGGAGAAAUGGAUCAUAUUCUUGAGGAAAAUCUGGAUUUCUGGAUGAGGUUCAGUGCUUCAUUUGGGCAAAUCCAAAAGUUCCAGAAUGGAGUUCAAGAUUUGCAAACAGAAUUAGCAAAGCUCGAGAAGAACCAAGAAAAGAAAGAAGGCAGUAGUCAUGGGGAUACUCACUCAUCUCUGAAAUCAGAUGUCAGGCCAAUAUACAAGCACCUAAGAGAGAUACAAACGGAAUUAACUGUCUGGUUGGAGCAAAGUGAAAAGCUGAAAGAAGAGCUGCAACGCAGAUUUUCGCAGUUGUGCCACAUUCAAGAAGAAAUAAAGCACGCCCUAAAUGCUGGGGCAGAAGAUGAUGACAUGAUUUUCACCAGUUUUCAAGCUGCAAAGUUCCAAGGAGAGGUAGCAAACAUGCAACAAGAGAAUAACAAGGUAGCUGAUGAACUACAAGCUGGUAUGGAUUAUAUAACCAGUCUCCACAUUGAAGUGGAGCGUACCACAAACAGGUUGAAUGAAGACCUGGGACUUUCUGCCUCAAAGAGCCAAAAUGAAAAUGAGAGGUCUGGAAACCGAGCUCGAGUGCCGUUAAGAUCAUUCAUUUUUGGUGUUAAACCACAGAAGAAAAAGCAAUCAAUAUUUUCUUGCAUGCACCCAGGAAUGAUGAAUCGAAGAUACCAUCAUUUAAGAGCUGACAAGUCACCUUAAAAUUAUACAGAGAUAUUCUGUAUUCCUCAGAUACAGUUUUUUAAGAGAGUAUAUUUUCUUGUAUUUGCUGGUGAUAUUAGAUAGAGAUUAUGAGAUCAUCUGUUUUUUUU